Diabrotica balteata is the source of this 1018-nucleotide messenger RNA. Lineage: Eukaryota; Metazoa; Arthropoda; Insecta; Coleoptera; Chrysomelidae. The record is from the annotation of a GenBank genome assembly.
GAAAGUUUAUGUUUACAUCUUCUUGUCAGCUCUCAUUGGCAAUUAUAUUCUUCACUUUCAUUGAAAAUUUUUAAUAAUAAUUAUAAAUUGACACGGACGGACUUAGCCACAUUUCCAGUAUUCAAUACUAAGUUUGCAGGUUCAAUAAUAAAUAUACAGUGAACUAUCCCAAUAUUAAGAAAAUAUAAAUUAAUACAAGUACACUUAUUCUUGAAACAAUCCAAUGGAAGUAAAACAGGAACCAAGUGAUCUUUCGAAAGAGUACAUGAUUCGACAAGAUAAUAUUGAAUUUUCUGUUAUUGGAUUUCCAUAUUCGGUGAAAAAUGAGAUAUCAGAAGAUUUAUUUAAGGCAGAUUUACCUAAUACAGAUACAAAUAAGUAUUUUGAUGAUAGCAACACUUUCGACAAAGUAUGCAUGGAAGUUGGUGUUGAAGAUAUUAAACUAGAGGAGCAGAAUAAGACUGAAAAAAUAAACGUCAAAAAUGGUAUUGUAAUAAAAGAUGAAAUUAAGGAAGAGUUUAAUGAAUAUGGGCAAAUACAUAUAGAGAAUCAAUUUGUUUUUGAAGACUUGAAGGAUGAACCAGGAGGAGGAUAUUAUUCAGGUAAUUCGAGGAAAAAUAUUGGUGGGCGCCCAAAGAAGUACCAAAACGAAGAAGAAAGAAAAGCUGCUAGCAAAGAACGAGCUAGACGACGUCGGGCAAACCAAUCUGAUGAGGAUCGAGCAAAGGAGGCAACAUAUAAACGUCAAUAUCGAGCAAAAAUCAAGAAAAAUGAAGUAGAAGAUCGUGCAAGGCGUCAACAGAAUGCCGAGUCUCGCCGAAAGCAACGCGCCAAAGCCAGCACAGAACAAGUCAUGGCAAGACGCAUGCGGGAUGCUGCAGCCCAGCGUCUACGGCGUGCAAAUGAAAGUAAAGAGAAGGCUGAAGAAAGACGGAAGCGUGAUGCUGAAGCACGUCGUUUGCGCCGGAGACUCAUCAUUAACUGUGAAGGUGAAACAUACGAGAAUGCUUACUGGUGA